CCGCGAAUCAGAGGCGACGCGUCUUUCGCCGCGACUCGCGCAGGAAGCGCCGCCAUGGCUUUUCCCGAUCGCUGAGACGCCGCUGCUGCCGAAAGGGCUGCUCAGAUGAGCAGUACUGGACCCAGCCCAAUGUCAGCUGUUCCAUCUAGCAGUGGAAGAGGGACUGGGAGAUCAACAAACUUUAUUCUAGAAUUGCAAAGUAUGAUGUUUUCCUUAGGAGAUGCUCGCAGGCCCCUACAUGAAUCAGCAAUAUUGGUUGAAGACAUUGUCCACACUCAACUGAUCAAUUUGUUCAGCUGGAGCGUCGUCAGUCUGAUCAUCUCUCGUCCAAAAGCUGGGAGACAGCAACAAGAGGAGGAGUCUUUCAACUAUCAGACUCGAUCUGGGCUGAAUCGCGUCAUCAACCCACGUGUGACCACUGGCCUCUCCACUCUCAGAACGGACGUUCAGUUGCAACAAGCCUCUGAAGUGUCUCAGAUGAGAGGUGCUAGAGUAAUCUCUGCAGAAGAUCUUAUUUUUUUGAUGCGCAAAGAUAAGAAAAAACUUCGAAGAUUACUUAAAUACAUGUUUUUCCGAGAUUACAAAUCUAAAGUUGUCAAAGGCAUUGAUGAAGAUGAUCUUCUUGAAGACAAAUUCAGUAGCAGCACUAACAAACGUCAGAAAACUGCUCAAGACUUUCUUAUUUCUAUUGAUCAGACUGGGGAGCUCUUGGCCUUGUUUGAAGAUGAUGAGAUAGAUGAUGUAAAGCAAGAGAGAAUGGAGAGAGCAGAAAGACAAGCACGAGUGAUGGAUUCAGCACAAUAUGCAGAAUUCAGUGAAAGCCGUCAGUUGAGCUUUUCUAAAAAAGCCUCCAAAUUUCGAGACUGGUUGGACUGUAGUAGCAUGGAAAUAAAACCAAAUGCAAGUGCUAUGGAAAUGCUGGCUUAUUUAGCAUAUGAGACGGUAGCACAGUUGGUGGACUUGGCCCUUUUGGUCAAGCAGGAUAUGAUACCGAAAACUGGUGACCCUUUUAGUCAUGCAAUAUCUGCUACUUUUAUUCAGCAUCACCAUUCUGAGAUGCAUAUUUUAGGGCAGGCUGCAAGUAUGAAAAGUAAUCCAGACUCACCUGAUAAUACUCCACCACCAACACCCACCCUGCCAUCAAUAGGCCUGCAGUAUCUUGGGAAAAUUCAGUCUGGGACCAUGGGGAAUGGCAGCACUGGACAAGAUACUUCCAAAGUCAAACAGCGAAAGAAAAAGAAAAGUACUGCAGCUUGUGCAGAAGCCCAGAGUGAUGCCAUCCAGCCUGCCCACAUCAGAGAGGCCAUUCGACGCUACGGCCACAAGAUUGGACCCCUUUCCCCUUACACAAGCGCCUACCGCAGAAAUGGGAUGACUUUUCUGGCUUGCUAAUAUGGAUGUGCCUACAGCAACAGGAAAGACAGUGUUAUAUUAAGGACGGACUCAUUGCCAAAAGUUGCUGCUGUAGAGCUAAUCAUAAGAGCCAAGGACUUAAAGAGUCCAAAUACUGGACAUUCACUAUAACCAGCCUUAUACGGAUCAAUCUCUUUAGAAGUCAAUGUUUAGAUGUGGUUACUUUACUGAAUUAUUGCAAUUGAUAUAUUCAGUAUUAUGCUUUCCAUAGUGGCAUAAUUAUACUUUAAAAACAUUUUUGCAUGUCAUUUUUCUGGAAUUGAUCUGAUGUUAAAGAACUAAAAAUAGUGUAUACAGUAAAGAAGAAAACCCAUUGCUGAUGUUCUGUCUGUGCUUGCUGAAAUGUAUGAUUAAACCUUUCUUUUUAUCAUGAUUUCUUAUUUUUCUUGGCAUCCAUAAUGAUGGAAAAUUAUAUGCUUGCUGUAAACAUCCAGACUUUUUAAAGGACACCAGCAUUUAUUGUAUUUGGUUUCGAUCUGCAGGCAUAUAUGCAAAAAGAAAACAUUUUAGGCCAAGAAUACUGGAAUAAAAAUUCUUUCUCUAGAA
Molecule: messenger RNA, 1959 nt
Organism: Pantherophis guttatus
Lineage: Eukaryota; Metazoa; Chordata; Lepidosauria; Squamata; Colubridae
Source: RefSeq, a predicted model, not a curated record